Aspergillus affinis is the source of this 1146-nucleotide messenger RNA. RefSeq names its product putative RNA polymerase II Elongator complex associated protein Kti12. The record is from RefSeq and is a predicted model, not a curated record. The transcript is spliced from 3 exons. NCBI's taxonomy places the organism in Eukaryota, Fungi, Ascomycota, Eurotiomycetes, Eurotiales, Aspergillaceae. The coding region runs from base 1 to 1146 and encodes 381 amino acids.
AUGCCGCUCAUAAUCCUCACCGGCUUCCCUUGCUCAGGCCUCACCCACCGCGCCCAACAACUCGCCUCCGCGCUCGAAUCCAUCCAAACCACCCUCCCGGCCUCCAAACCGCGGUACAAGAUCAACGUCGUCUCAACGCACGAUGCGUCCUCCCACCCAAGAACCGUGUAUGACCGCGCGCGCACCGAAAAAGAGGCCCGCGGUGUCGCGUACACCCGCGCGAAACGACUCCUCGGCAAAGACAGCUUCGUGAUUCUUGAUGGCAUGAACUACAUCAAGGGAUAUCGGUCCACGUCGGCACACCCGUUUCGCAAUGCGUCGCGAACAAACGAAGCGCGUAUCCAUCGCCAGGAAGAACACAGCAACAAGAUAGAUCCGAAUGAAGUGCCCAAUGAUGAGUCUGCAACGACGACGACAACAGACACCACAGAACCCUACCCGCCCGAACUCCUCCAGAACCUAAUCUUCCGAUACGAAGAACCGAGCACACAUAGCCGCUGGGAUAAACCCCUCUUUACUGUCCCCUGGGCCGAUGUAGAGCCCCCAGUCGCCGACAUCUGGAGCGCCCUAACCGGUAUCCCAUAUCCAUCUAUUUCCGAAACGGAUAAGCCAUCGACUUUGGCGUCCUCGUUCGCAGCCAGACACAUCUCCUCAUUCUCCUCACCCUCCUCCACCGCAGCCGCAAGCAAAGCAGGAUCCCUCACGAAAACACCACGCGUAAUAAUCCAACCACACCAAGCAACCAAGCAACCAAUAUCAACAGACUCAUCAGCCCUCUACAACAUGGAAAAACAGAUAUCAGCCAUAAUCUCAGCAAUCCGAACCUUCACGCUCUCAACCCCAUCCGCGGAAGCAGCCUUAUCACAGGACGCAAACGGAAUCCAGAUCGCCGUCCCGGAAGCCUCAAUACCGAUAUUCAUCCCAGCGCAUACGGCGACCUCGGGAACAACGGAUGAGUUAGCCGGCGCGGGCGGGAUCCUAGCUCUGCCGCGGUUACAGAGGUUGCGGAGGCAGUGGAUUUCGUUGAAUCGGGCGUAUAUCACGGGAAGGCAUACGGCGAAUGCAGCGGGCGGGAUUGGUUCGGGGCAAGUUGGGGAUGCGUUUGUGAGGUUUUUGAAUGCGGAAUUUGGCAAUGAAGAGGAGUGA